AUGGGCGACCUCAAGGCCCUUAUCAAGGCGAAGCUGCUGAGGCGCAACAGCGCAGCGCCGUCGGUGGCCUCGAGCAAGAACAGCCUCAAGUCCGGUCGCCCGCGCUCGCGCAGCACCUCUCGCUAUGCCGCAUCCUCGAUAAACGAGGCCGGGGACGAGGCCGACAACAACAAGGAAAACGUCCGGCCGGACGAGGGCCACGGUCGCAAAAGCCCCCGUCAGGCCACGGCAAACCAUGCAGUCAAGAUCAGGCCAUCUACAAGAGCGUCGGCCGAGUCGGCGAGCGCGUCCUCGGGCUCCCGCGCAGCUGCAAGUGCAGGCCUGAGGGGCAAAGACGACCCAUACACAGACGCAGACACAGAACGGCUCGCCUCCAUCUCCCGCUCGCCCACGAGGUUCAGCCAGGCCAGUCCUGCUGACGACCCGGCGGCCAGCGGUGCCGGAGUCGCAGUCGCAGUCGACGGCGCGCCUGACGGUCCACCUGCAGCAGCAGAGGUCGGCGGCGGCGGCGGCGGCAGCGACGGCGUCGCAGGUGACGAGACGCUAGCGGGCUCCAACAGCGACAGCCAGCACCGCAACAGCAGCAGCACCACCAGCACCACCAGCAGCGCAGCCGGGGCUAGCCUAGCUUCGGGCAACGAUCUGCACCCUUCCGGCCUAGCAAAUGCCAAUCCAUCAACGGUUCCCGCGAUCAACGCUGCCCUCCCCAGCAUCAACGAGAACCCCACGACCAGCAACCCCAUUGCAUCGCCAGACUUGUCGUCUGCAGAGCCCGCCGCGCCUGAUCUUGCACCGGCCCAAUCUUGCACGGCCCCAGCCACUCCGCUCGACGCUGCCGCCCCUGCUCCUCCUGCACCGUCGUCGGCAUCUCUGGUCCUUCGACCGAGCCAUACCACCCACGACGAGGCCCUCGGCGACUCUGCCAGUCUUUUGGCGACACCCAUCUCGCCGACUCUUGUCCCCGCCCAUCUGCGCUCCUCCCCGAACGCCCUGCGACCGAGCAUCUCACGGCGGCAGAGCAUCCUCCCGAACCAGCAGAGAACGCUGAUCACGACGCUGCUCAAUUCGGCGCAUCCCCAUGAGCUGAACGAUCCAGAGCAGUUCGUACCCAUCAGCGGCAACAUGGUAACCCGGAAGAUAUGGGUCAAACGACCCGGCGCUUCUGCCACCAUGAUCACCAUCAACGAGGAGGACCUGGUCGACGAUGUGCGGGACAUGAUUCUGCGCAAAUACACAAACUCUCUCGGACGACAGUUCGAUGCUCCGGAUCUCACCUUGCGCAUCGUUCCCAAGGACCAGAACUCACGCCAGCUGCAGCCCGACGAACCCAUGGGCAGGACGCUGGAUGCCUACUUUCCCGGCGGCCAGACUGUAGACGAUGCCCUCUUGAUCGACGUCCCCAAUCGCCGAACCACCCCCAAGGCGUCCCCAAACCCUAGGUUCUAUGAUGACCACAGGCCUCAUGAGUCUGGAACUGAUUACUUCCCUCCGUAUCCACCGGCUCCUCACACACACCAUGGCAACCUCGUCGCAGCGGCACCAGCUAGCCUCCAAUUCCCCCCAUCCAUGGCGAUUCUGGGCAACGGCCAACUGCCUCCCUUGCCGUCUCCCGGCAGCACGAGGCGUCUAGGGCCAUCGCGGCCCAAGAUCGGGCGGAUGCACACGGCUUCCCCAGCGUCUACCGUCACCACACACGCGCAGCAUGCGCCAGUGCCCGCUCCAAUCAGCAUCGGUACGCAUGUCUACUCUACAAGGCCACAACGCUCAAGGACUCAUUCAGCUGCAUCUUCAGAUCAAUCCAACCACCCUCAACAUACUCAGCACUCUCAACUUUCUCAGCUUUCUCAGCAUUCGCACCCGCCCCCAUCGGCUCCCCCCAUCCCUACGCCGCCAGCCCCAGAGCGUGUCGCCACUCCUCCACCCCGUGUGGCUUCACCCCGCCCGACUGCCCGGCCCAAGAAGAAGAGGACCGUCGAGACCCCUACUCUGCCGCCUGGAAUGCUCAACGGCAGUGUCCCACCCAUCAAUGUGCUUAUCGUGGAAGACAACAUCAUCAAUUUGAAGCUGCUUGAAGCAUUUGUGAAGAGACUCAAGGUAAGGUGGCAGACAGCCAUGAACGGCAGGGAUGCCGUCAAUAAAUGGAGAACUGGCGGCUUUCACUUGGUACUGAUGGACAUUCAACUUCCAAUCAUGAACGGUCUCGAAGCGACUAGGGAAAUUCGAAGGAUAGAAAAGGUCAACUCCAUCGGCGUCUUCUCCUCGUCCGCCAACAGUGCUCCCGAUGAGGUUCAGGGCGAACCAGACGAACAGGAUAAGCUUCCAAAUACAGAAAUGUUCAAGAGCCCUGUCAUCAUCGUUGCUCUGACGGCUAGCUCGCUCCAAAGCGACAGGCACGAGGCUUUGGCCGCUGGUUGUAAUGAUUUCCUUACCAAGCCGGUGAACUUCGUAUGGCUCGAAAGGAAGGUCAUGGAAUGGGGUUGUAUGCAAGCCCUCAUCGACUUUGAUGGCUGGAGGAAAUGGAAGGACUACUCACAGAAGGCAGGGGAAGAGGACGCAGCCAAGAAGGCAGCUGCAGCUAAGGCCAAGGCCAAGAAAAACCGACUGUCAAUGACCACAGCCGCCGCUGCUGCGUAG
Messenger RNA from Neoarthrinium moseri, 2634 nucleotides. RefSeq lists its product as uncharacterized. The coding region runs from base 1 to 2634 and encodes 877 amino acids. The record is from RefSeq and is a predicted model, not a curated record. Gene Ontology annotation, molecular function: phosphorelay response regulator activity; protein kinase activator activity. Gene Ontology annotation, biological process: osmosensory signaling via phosphorelay pathway. Gene Ontology annotation, cellular component: Mcs4 RR-MAPKKK complex. The transcript is spliced from 2 exons. Lineage: Eukaryota; Fungi; Ascomycota; Sordariomycetes; Amphisphaeriales; Apiosporaceae.